Messenger RNA from Acaromyces ingoldii, 3263 nucleotides. Its product is annotated as TPR-like protein. The record is from RefSeq and is a predicted model, not a curated record. Lineage: Eukaryota; Fungi; Basidiomycota; Exobasidiomycetes; Exobasidiales; Cryptobasidiaceae. The transcript has a single exon. Gene Ontology annotation, molecular function: protein binding. The coding region runs from base 22 to 3195 and encodes 1057 amino acids.
AUCUCUCUCACGACGACCGACAUGGACGAGACGGAGCAGUCGCAGUGGGACCUCGUCGCAGGUCAAUGGAGUGGAGCAGAGUCUUCAUCCUCUCGCUCUUCUCUGGCCAAGGAGGUGAUCGAGGGCAACUAUUGUCGGGUACUUCGAUCCGAGACGGCAAAAGACCUCUUGAGACCGUUUGCGAGUGCUCUCGGCAGCUGGCUCUCCUCGGCAACUUCCUCGGAGGUCGCCCCUCUGGACUUUUCCAAGGUCCGUAUCUCUGCUGUAGGGCAGAGCGGAAGACAGGAGGAGCUUCAAGCGCUGGCUGUGGCUGCUGCGGCACUCCAUGCCUUCAUCCAACUCAACUGGACAGGGCCCGACCUCGAGGAAGGAGCGACACCCCUCGUCACCCUACGGAACCUUCACCCAGACGUCUUUCCACCCCGAUCCGUAUCCGAAGAUGAAGCUGAAGACGAGUCAAGGCUGACGCAAAGCAUCCACAAUGCCAGCCUCGAGGCACUGACGUGGGCCGGUGAGCCGGCAUACCACCUCUGCGCUGAGCCCUUCUGGCUCCUCUUUUCCAAAAGGAUCCUUGCUGCGCUCCAGACGCACUCGCGAGAUGGCGCCCAAGGCGAACUCGAGACCUCGGCAUGGUGGAGACUGAGGGCCGCAGCGGUGCACAGCAGGAUCCUCGACACGCCCGUUCCAGUCGGCCAGGAGGUGAUGGCCCCGCUCGCACAGCUGCAAGAGCGAUUGGAGAAGCUUCGGCUAGAGGGAGGAGCAAAGGAGACAAGAUGGAGGCUUCUAUCUGCUCGCCUCUUCACUGAGCGGGGCUUGGCGUUGCAAAGGGUCGGUGCAGAUCGCGAAGGCGCACUGCUCUUCGUUGAGGCGGCCAAGGCUAGCGGCUUGAGGUACGAGGUCACCGGCGCGCUAGGGAAAAGAACCAAGUUCCAGAAGGAGGAAAAGACGAUUCUUGUGCUGGCUGCCAAAUCACAGGCGAAUGGAGAAGACGAGAAGAACUUUGAAGAGGACAAAGUGGAGAAGGAUGAGCAAGAUGAGUUGGAGCAAGAGGAGUACGACGAAGGGCCGAGCGCCUUGCCAAACGAAAAAGGCUGGAAGUCGGCUCCCGAUCCCAACGCUGAAGCUGGCAUGCCUGCCGAGUUGCGGCUGAACGACGACACGCUUCUGGAAAGGACAAAGUUCUCUUCAAGCGCGGUGGCGUCCUCAUCUUCCACGCCCUUGUCGAGCAUCGAUCCAUCAAAACCCUCCGUGCUACACCCGCUUGACUCUUGCAUCCUCCUCGCUCUCUCCCUUAACAUCGACAACACGUCUCCAAAAAAUGGUCUGACGGCUUCGGAGAUCUCUGCCUUUGUCGCCCGGGUACUCAGCCACGCCAGAAAUUGGUCCGUCCACACCAUGGCUCUCCUGCUGCGCAGCCGUCUCGAGGCAUCACGAACGCGGACUGCCGAGAGGGCCGUGCUGCAGCUGCAGGCUCUUUUGGACCAGAUGCCGACCUCGGACUCUACGCUUCAAGAACGGAUCCUGUACUUCCACCAACUCGACCUUCCCUCCAAGUGGGAGAUGCAGGCAGAGCUGGCCAAGCGUUAUGCGGCUCUUGGCGUCGUGCGCUCCGCGCUGGAGAUCUUUGAGCGCAUUCAGCUGUGGGAGCACGUCGUUCAGUGCCUCGGCGCUCUGGGUCGGCAGACCGAGGGUGUCGAAGUCGUCCAGGACUUGCUCGAAGGUAAAAAGACGGAGGCUGAGCACGCAAUAUCACAGCGGAAGGCGACAGGUAACGAGCAGCAGACGACGGCAAAGACACGGAUGAAUGCCGCCAGAGAGGCAAAGCUCUGGUGUCUUCUGGGGGACAUGCAGAUCGACGAGGCUCAGAAGCACUAUCGAAAGGCUUGGGAUGUCUCUCGUUCAUCUUCAGCUCGGGCUGCAAGAUCACUUGCCGGCGUCCUCUUUGCGGUGGAUGACCUCGAAGCGACCGUCUUGUGGCUGAGAAGAGCUCUCAAGAUCAACCCGCUCUACACACGGUCCUGGUUCAUGCUAGGUUGCGCGUACAUGCGCCUCGAAUCGUGGGAGGAGGCAGCCAGGUGCUUCAGGCGAAAUACAAACUUGGACGACGAGGAUGGGGAAGCCUGGAACAACUUGGCCAGUGCCUACCUUCGACUUGGUCAGGGCGGGCAACGCAUGCUUGACGAGGCCCUCGAGGCAGCCCGACGGGAAGAGGCCGAUGAGCAGGCCGUCCUGGCAGGAUUACAGGAGAACGACGAUGAAACGGCCAGCGAGCACAGCCAAGACUCGGGCGUGGCGGUCAGCAGCAAUGACAGUGACGCUGCCACGGAACGCGGGCAGGACUCUGACGAGGAAGACGAAGCAGCGGAUGAAAGUCGAACGAGGAGAGCACUGGGCUCGUCGACGUCACAAUCACCAUUCGAGCUCAAGAUGCUGGCCCAUCGUGCGCUGGCCCGCUCGCUGAGGCUGAGCCACGAGGACUGGCGCAUCUGGAACAAUUACAUGAUUGUCUCGGUCGAUUGCGGCCUCAUGGGCGAAGCAGCCAGGGCCAUGAUUCGCGUCUCGGAGAUCAGGGAGGCCAAGUCGAGCCGAAAUGGCACGAAGCAAACAGACGAUGAGAUCGUCGACAUACAGGUCCUAAAUCGGCUCGUCGAUGCCGUGACUCGCGCCCCGAGCAAAGAAGAGGACGCCGUGGAGGGCGAAAGCGCCAGGCCCGAUCAAGCGAACCACAGCGCUCACGAAGGUCAUGGACUAUACCCAAGGGUUCUCGAGCUCUUCAAGGAUCGACUCCUGGUCGCCAGCGCCUCAUCGACGGUCCCCGCCGUCUGGCGCGCCCAUGCGAGAUUGAUGCUGUGGAGAGGCGAAUUUCGGGCGGCGCUGGAAUCGCACCUGAACGCAUGGAGGGUGGGGCGAGGGUCCGAGGCCUCGUUGGACCGGCUAGAGACCGGCGACCAAGGCCAGCAGGCGGCGUUUGCAGAAGCCGUUGAUGAGCUCGAGGAGCUCUGCGAACUGCUGGAGAACCUGGGUCCAAGAGAGGUCGAGGUCGAGCAAGGGAAGAAAGAGCCUGCCAUGGCGAAUUGGGCGUUCAAAGCUCGGAGCCUUGUCCGGGGUUUCCUGGCAAGGACGAAGGAAGCGCAUCAGGACGGACCAGGGUGGGAGCGCUUGGAGUCACUUCGAGAAUCUCUCAAGCAAUCGUAGUGAUAUGUGCAAUUAGAGCUUGAUUUCCUUUAUCACAUUGCAAACAAAGGAAGAGGAAGUCUUUGGUA